AUGAGAGAGAACUGCACAACGCUGUAUCCCAACGACAUAGUUGGCCGAAAGGUCAGCGAGUACUCGGACCAGCACUCGGUCCCGCUGCCCGAGGCUCUCGUCAAGUACCAUGAGUGGGUGUUGCGCAGUCAGGAGAACGCCAACUUCACCAUUUCCCUGCUCGAGGCGAGGCUGUUGUCGUGGAUGGCACGAAUGGUCAAUGCCAAGAGGGUCCUGGAGAUUGGCACAUUUGUAGGCUUCUCCGUCGCGACGUGGGCCCACGCCGUAGGUAAAGACGGCAGCGUCACCGGGCUCGAGAAGUCCCCCGAAUUUGCGCAGAUGGCCAGGGACCAGCUCAGCAGAUUUGGCUGGAACAACACCGAGGUUGUCACGUGUGACGCCUUGCACACUCUGGCCAGACUGGAGCCCUCGGAGCCGUAUGACAUCAUCUUCAUCGAUGCUCAGAAGUCGGGCUACCCGGCGUAUCUCAGGACCAUCCUCGACCGAUCUCAGCCGGGGCAGAUAAAGAGGUUGCUGCGUCCGGGCGGUUUGAUCAUUGGCGACAAUGCCCUCCGUUGCGGCCUGGUCGCAGACGAGUCGGACGACAAUCCUGCCACGAAGACGGUGCCUCGCCACACCAUCAACUGGGACUGGAACAACAUUGCCUUCUUGGACGAGUUCAACAAGAUGAUGCACAGUCACCCGCGUAUCGAGGCCAUGUUGCUUCCGGUUUUUGACGGGCUCGGCAUGGGCCGAUUGCUGGACUGA
Messenger RNA from Metarhizium album ARSEF 1941, 747 nucleotides. RefSeq names its product O-methyltransferase, family 3. The coding region runs from base 1 to 747 and encodes 248 amino acids. NCBI's taxonomy places the organism in Eukaryota, Fungi, Ascomycota, Sordariomycetes, Hypocreales, Clavicipitaceae. Gene Ontology annotation, molecular function: O-methyltransferase activity; S-adenosylmethionine-dependent methyltransferase activity. The transcript has 3 exons. The record is from RefSeq and is a predicted model, not a curated record.